Dermatophagoides pteronyssinus (European house dust mite) is the source of this 3429-nucleotide messenger RNA. RefSeq lists its product as uncharacterized. Lineage: Eukaryota; Metazoa; Arthropoda; Arachnida; Sarcoptiformes; Pyroglyphidae. The record is from RefSeq and is a predicted model, not a curated record.
CAUUAUAUUGUUGUUGCUUUAUGCAACAUUAAUGGCCAUCAUCACAAUACCAUCAUUGGUAUUAUCAAAUGAAUUGAAUGGACAAGAAGUAGAUGAAAAUGUUGAAGAAAAUGGUUCAAUGUUACAAAAAUCAGCUUCACAACAAUAUCCAACAUUUCAAUCAUCUCCACAACAACAACAACAACAACAAUCAUCUAAUUUUGAUCAUCAUCAUCAUCAACGAACUGAAGAAUUUGGAUUAAGAAAAGCUAAUCAAUUUGAAUCAUCACAAAUGAAUGAUGGUGGUGAUUAUUCAACACAACAUUCUCAUCAAUAUCAAACAUCAAUGAAUAUUGGUGAUCAAAAUAAUAAUGGUGAUGGUUCAUCAAUACAAAGUCCAUAUCGAGAAUAUGGACCAAGUAUUUAUAAUAUGCCUUCAAUGAAUAAUGGUGAUAUGUCACAAUCAUAUGGCCAGAAUGGUGAUAAUGGUAAUGGUCAAGAUUCUAAUCAAGAAACUGGAUCAUUUACACCUGUAUCAUUAUCAGUUGAUGAAGCAUUUAGAAAAUAUUUUCCCGAUGAUAAAGAUGGACAAAAUGAUCCAUUUUCAUCACAACAACAACAACAACAAUCAAUCCAAGGACAAUCAAUGGAUGGUUAUCCUAAUCAACAGGCUAAUAGUGAUAAAGAAGUUGUUUCUAUUGAUAGUUUACGGGAAAUUGUUGAAAAACAGCCAUUAGCACGACCAGAUCCAUUUGAUCCACCAUCACCACCAUUAUCGGCAUUUUUACCACCACCACCUGAUUCUCAGCUUGUUGAAUCAUCUGGACCACAACAACAACAACAACAAUCCAAUCAUCAACAACAACAAUAUCAACCACAACCAAUGGCAUCUUCAACAACAUCAUCCGAACAGAUUUCAUCAAAUAAUCAUAUGAUGAUUCAAUCAGAUUCUGGUUCUUCUUCAUCUCAAUCAUAUAUGAAUCAAAAUCCACAUCCACAAAUUCCAAUACCACCAAUAAAUACAUUUAAAGCACCCGAACCAGAAAUACCACAAUCAACUUUUCUAAAUCAACCACAAAUGAUUUCACAACCACCAAUAUCAAAAUUUUCUUUUCCACAAGAUUCAAUGCUUUCUUCUAUGAACAAUGGUAAUGAUGAUAAUGUUGAUUCAGUAUCCGGUGAUGAUAAUGAUGAUGAAGGUUAUGCAUAUAAUACAGAAAAUUUAGAUGAAAAUGGUAAAAAAGUUUUAGUGUAUCAACGUCCAGUUGAUUUAGCUGAAAUAAAUACUGGUAAUAAAUUCGAUAUGUAUGGACAAACUGUUCAUAGUGGACAAAGUUCUAAUCAAGAAAUUAAUACAAUGUAUCGUAAACCAUUUGAUAAUAAUAAUGAUAAAAAUAAUGGUCAAACAGUAUCAACAUCUAUUAUGGAUCAAGGAAUGAAUAUUCAAGAUUCAUUGAUGAAUGAUAAUUAUAAAUAUCAAAAUGAAAUUACUAUUACACGAGAUAAACCAUCAAUGGAAAAUGAUCAAAUGUAUCAAAUGAAUCCAAUUGAAAUGAGACCACCACCAUCAACACUUUUUACUGAUUUUACCGAAUAUGAACCAUCAGGACAUUUAUAUCAAAAUCAACCUCAAUUAUCACAUCAAUCUGAUCAACAACAACAACAUCAGCAGCAGCAACAACAACAACAAUCUUGGACUCAUCAAAUGCAUAAUAAUAUGCCUUCAAUGGAAUUUGGUGGAAAAAUGACCGAAGGUCCACAACAAAUUGAAUACGGUGGAUUUGUACCGAUCAAAAAACCACAUAUGAUUAAUUCAGAUAUGAAUAAUCAACAGCAGCAGCAACAACAAUCGUUUAAUGGUGGAGAUUAUAUUAUUCAAAAUAGUCAACAAUCUAAAGCUCCAUAUGAAUAUAAUGCCAAUAAUAAUAAUAAUAAUGUAGAAUAUAUUCGACAACAACAACAACAACAACAAAUGCCACAACAACCACAACCAUCAAUGGGAAAUAUGAUUCAAAUUUCACCUUCAUCACCAUCACAAGGUUCAAUGUCACAACAACAAUCAUAUAGACAAAAUAUAAAUUAUGAAUCUGGUUAUCAUGGACCUGGAACAUUUAAUGAAAUACCAUCUAUUUUUGAUAAAUCAAAUAUUCAACAUGAAUAUUCUGAAUUAUCAGGUCCUUCAUCACAUCAACAUCAACAGAUGUCGCAACAACAAAAUGGUGGUGGCGGUUAUCAAGAACAUGAACAUUUUCAUGUAAAUAAAAUACAUGAUGUUCAUGUUAAACCAUUAUGGGGAAAAGAUGCAACAAAAAAAUUACGUGAAUUAGGUAUCAAUGAAAAUGAAUUUUAUGGUACAGUAAAUAAAAUAAUACAAAAAUCUCGUCCCGGUGAUAAUAAUAAUAAUAAACCAAAUCAUUUUGAAAGUUCUCGUAUGCCAUUAUUACCAUCAUAUUUACCGAAAGUUAAUCUUUAUCGAUCACCACCAAAAAAUCGUCAACGACAUUUUAAUAAAAAUAAAAAUCGUUACUUUCAUAAUAAUAAUAAUCAGAAUAAUAUGAUAGCCGAAGAUUUUGAAAUGAAAUUUUUAAAAGAUGAACUUCCGCCAGGUGCAUCAUAUAAUCCUCGUGACGUAGGUUUGGAUGAAUCAGUAUUGGCACAAAUACAUUUAUUGGAUAGUGGUAUUGGUGGUUAUCGUUUUCCUGGACCAAUGUCUAAUAGCCAACCAUCAUCAUCAUCAUCAAAUUAUCGAUCAUUAUUUCGUAAACCAUCAAUGCCAUAUAAAAAAUCUAAUACACCAUCAUCAACAAUUAGCGGUAAUGGACCACAUGCAAUGAAUAGUAUUAUUAUGCCAUUUAUUCAUCCAUCACCAAAUGGUCAACAUCAUCAUCAUCAUCAUCAUAAUCGUUCACCAUCACGUAAUAAAGGAUUCUAUCCGGUUUAUGGUUAUCGUGCUGCAGCAUCCGAAUUGAAACCACAAUUUAUAUUACCAAAAGGAAAACAUUUUAAAUUUCUUAAUCAAAAACAACCGAAACUUUCACCUAGUAGUAGUAGUAAUAGUGAUUCGGGUAGUAUAAAUCUAUUCUUGUCACCAUCAUCAUCAUCAUCACCUGUAUCAUCGAUUACAACGAUUGAUGGUAACCAAAGACCAUUAACCAAUAUAUUUGGUAUAAGAUCUAUAAAAGGAAUUCGAUCACUAGUCUCCUAUCUAACAGGCGGAGUUUCUGGUUGAUUCUUAUUUCUUUUCAAUUAGAUCUUGAUCUUAUUUUUUUUUCUAAUUAAAACUUAAAACAAAAACAAAAAAAAAAUAAUGAAAAAAAAUAUAAAAGUAUUUUUCUUACGUCAAACAAAACAAAAAAACCCGACCAUAUCCAAUUUACUAAAAAAAGCAUCGACAUUUAUCAUCAUCAUCAUCAUCCGAGUCAAAUAUUUUAACAUUUUUUUUCUUCUCAU